GUGUCUGCUAGGCUCGUGCUGCAGGUUUUCUCCAACGCGUGUGCCCGGCGACCCGGUCGUCAUGGAAUCAGACUUGACCGAAGACCUUGAUGAGGAGGAGCAGCUGAUGAGAAAGCAUCGCAAAGAGAAGAAGGAGUUGCAAGCCAAAAUUCAGAGCAUGAAAAAUGCUGUUCCCAAGAAUGACAAAAAAAGGAGGAAGCAACUCACUGAAGAUGUUGCUAAGUUGGAAAAAGAAAUGGAACAGAAACAUAAAGAGGAACUGGAGCAAUUGAGACUGACUUGCAAGGAGAAUAAGAUAGAUUCUGUUGCUGUUAAUAUUUCAAACUUGGCACUUGAAAAUCAGCCUCCUCGGAUAUCGAAAGCACAGAAGAGACGGGAAAAGAAAGCUGCAUUGGAAAAGGAGCGGGAGGAAAGGAUAGCUGAAGCUGAAAUUGAGAACUUAUCUGGAGCUAGGCAUGUAGAAAGUGAAAAACUUGCUCAGAUAUUGGCAGCCAGAGAGUUGGAAAUUAAACAGAUUCCAUCUGAUGGCCACUGUAUGUAUAGAGCCAUUGAGGAUCAACUGAAAGAACAGGACUGUGCUGUGACUGUGGCUGCCUUAAGAAGUCAAACUGCUGAAUAUAUGCAAAGCCAUGUGGAAGACUUUUUGCCAUUUUUAACGAAUCCUAAUUCAGGAAAUAUGUAUACUGCAGAAGAGUUUGAAAAGUACUGUGAUGAUAUUGUAAACACAGCUGCAUGGGGAGGCCAACUUGAGCUAAGAGCUCUGUCUCACAUUUUACAAACACCAAUAGAGAUAAUACAAGCAGAUUCUCCUGCUAUUGUAGUUGGCGAAGAAUAUUCCAAACAACCAUUAAUACUUGUAUAUAUGAGACAUGCAUAUGGAUUAGGAGAACAUUAUAAUUCUGUUGCACGGUUGGUGAACACAGCUACUGAAAAUUGCAGCUAGUUUACAAAACGUUACACAGUUAUGUUUUAAUACAGUGUGCCGAUCUGAGUAUUGCUACCAAGUGCUAAAUUGUUCUAAAUGCUACUGAAAACACAACUACCUUAAAUCAAUUUUAAAAAUAAGCUUACUACCAGGCUUUUUAGAAAUAUGUCAGAGAUAAACUUUAACCAGUAUCCUCUUAGUGGUAUUUUGAAACUUAAAAAUUGAUGUGGAGAAUAUCACUUAUAGACCAAGGUCGUACCCUGUUUACUGAUACAUUUUUAUCAUUUUUAUUUAUAUAGCAUCCUGGAUAUUUUGUUCUGUUUAAGGAUACAUUUUUAAAUGUUUAAAAAUUUCAUCCCACUACUAAAAUUUUCCAAAGAAAAUUUCAGUGUAAUUUUUCUAGAAGUGAAAUGACUCAUUCUCUGUCAUUAUAAUAAAGUGGUAUUGUGAUGGCAAAUUUAAUUAAUGCUUAUAAAAUAAACUUGACUUCACUAACCUUAGUGUUGAUGGGAUUAGUGGGGUGAAGUUUUUAUGUAGCUUGUCAGUGCAGCUAGGAAGCUUGCUAUAAUAAUUAAGAAUUUCUAAAUAUUUAUUCAGUUAUUAAGUUUAAAGAAAUGAGACAAAGUCAAAGGUAAAUAGAUAUUCACUGUCAAAUUUAAACCUCUAAAGAUUAGAGAUUUGCCUUUUAUUUGUGUAUAACUUUAACAAGACAUGACAGAGCAUUGUCUAAUUCAUUUAUUACUCUUUGCUGUUCUUGAACUUUAGACUGGAGUUAGUGUCAUCUCUUGAUUCUCUUCUUAACUGCUUAUUUUUAUAUUUUCUAGUGUGGUUUCUGUUCACUACUCAGCUGUUUUGCUUUCCCUGCAUCCUUUUCCACUAACUGACAUUUUGUGGCCUCUCAUUCUUUUCCUUCUGCAAGUUGAGGAUUUUGCAGUGCAAAAGGUGCCAAGGCCACAUUUAUUUCACGUUCUUUCUCUUUUCCAGUUUGUCUUACAAGAUCUGUCCCCUUCUGCUCAUUCUCUAGGAUUAGAUAAAAGCCCUUGACACUAUUUUGUUAUUAAUGCCACUUUCUUCAACUCAAUUAUUUGGAGAAUUCUUAUGUUGUAUAAAGGGUUGAGUUGAAAGCCACUGUUUGGGCACCAAGAAUUUCAUAGUAAAAUAAGUUUGCAGGAGUUUUCUGUGUGAAUUAUUAAUUUUAAAUUUCAGAUCAGUCACAAUAGUGUUCUUUCUAAGAGAUAAUACCCACAUAUACAAAUGUAUCUGAUAAUUUAUUAUGUAAGGAAAUAUUAUGAAAACGAGAUCUAUUUGAUUUGAUCUGUUUUUCCCAAGUUAGAAAUAUAAGAUAUAAGAGGGUAAGAUUUAGCAUCAAGUUUAUAACAUUUGAAUUUUUUUUCAUUCACAAAGUAUUUAUUGAUUGUUUAUCAUGUGCCAGGUAAAUGACAGUGUAUGAGAAAAUCAAACAAAUAUCUGGGAACUUAUAAUGUUAUUAUAACAUUGGAAUUUUUGCUCCAUUAUAAUUUUUAUGAGGAAAUAUUGUGUUUAUAAUAUUAAAAAUGGCUUCAGACUGGGCUUGGUGGCACAUGCCUGUAAUCCCAGCAGCUUGGGAGGCAGGGGGAUUGCAUGUUCAAGGCCAGCCACAGCAACUUAGUGAGACCCUGUCUCAAAAUAAAAAAAAUAAAAAGAGGACUGGGGGUGUGGCUCAGUGGUUAAGUGCCCCUGGGUUCAAUCUCUAAUAUCAAAGAAAAAAAGGCUUCAGUCACACCUGGCCAGCAGUUAACACUGUAGGAAGCUGGUCAGGACUGUGGUCAACUAGAGCAAGUAAGUACAUUUUGCCUCCAAGCAAUAUAUUCUGAAGGCUACCUGUUUUGUUACCUUUAAUCUGAAUUUUUUGGGGCAUCUGAAAUUUAUAAAAGAAGGAAACCAAGAAUAUUAAAUGCUUUGGGUGUAUUUUGAAGUAAAUCCGUUACUUUAAAAUAUCAGCAUUAAGAAAUAAUAAAAUUUUAUGAAACCUAGUUAUUAUAAAUUCCAGCAUCAUCAAAAGUAUUCUAAAAAUAACUCAUUGGUGUUUUUCUUUUUUAAACAAGAAGAGUUAAAAUAUUCUUAAUUAUAUGGUUUUCUUUUUUUUUUUUUUUUAAGUACUAGGGCCUAGAGUUGCUAAAGCAAGUGUUCUACUAUUGAGCUGCAUCCCCAGUUUAUCUUAUUUUCUGCUAACCUUUUUAAUUUUUUUAAAAAAUUUAAAGGGUCAGUACAGUUAUGAACAAGAUUUGUAUGGUUAGCUGUUUUUCAUAAAACUACAGAUAAAUAUUUGUAUAACUGAAAAAAAAAGCUCUUCCCCACCCCCACCCCGAAAUAGCAGAUAUUAGUUUAAAAACAGCAUAUGAUACUGGGAUAUGGCUCAGUGGUAGGGGGCUUGCUCAGCAUGUGCAGGGCUCUGGGUUCAAUCCUUAGCACUACAAAGGGGGGAAAAAAGCAGCAUAUAUUAAUUUGGUUUGCUGUAUGAUGAUGGCCUAAUGGAAAUUACAUAAGCUUUCUUUUGUCCUAAUUUGGAAAAUUGUAUGUCAUUUCUGGAAUAUGUCUUUAGCCAAGAAUUUUAUCCACUUAAAUAUGUUUACAGCUUGUAUAAAGCAAAAAAAAAAAAAAAAAGUAUGUGUGUAACUAUUGUGAGCAAUGUAGUUUUGCUCAUAUUAUCUGAUGUUUGCCAAAAGAAUAAAAGAUGAAUGAAUUAAAUCAA
Messenger RNA from Ictidomys tridecemlineatus (thirteen-lined ground squirrel), 3656 nucleotides. It is a transcript of the gene Otud6b, whose product is annotated as OTU deubiquitinase 6B. NCBI's taxonomy places the organism in Eukaryota, Metazoa, Chordata, Mammalia, Rodentia, Sciuridae. Gene Ontology annotation, biological process: protein deubiquitination. Gene Ontology annotation, molecular function: cysteine-type deubiquitinase activity. The record is from RefSeq and is a predicted model, not a curated record.